Molecule: messenger RNA, 7810 nt
Organism: Dunckerocampus dactyliophorus (ringed pipefish)
Lineage: Eukaryota; Metazoa; Chordata; Actinopteri; Syngnathiformes; Syngnathidae
Product: signal transducer and activator of transcription 5B-like
Exons: 20
Coding region: 145-2550 (801 amino acids)
Biological process (GO): response to peptide hormone; defense response; cytokine-mediated signaling pathway
Molecular function (GO): DNA-binding transcription factor activity, RNA polymerase II-specific; RNA polymerase II cis-regulatory region sequence-specific DNA binding
Source: RefSeq, a predicted model, not a curated record
CUCGACUAGCUUUCCAGCAACAGCUGGUUUAGCUGAGUAUGCGUCACCCAAACAGUGUGACGGCUAAAAGUUGUGUUUAUGUGUUAUCCGCUACUUUCCAUGGGACUUCUGUGGGCUGCGUAGCGACUUCUUAAAAGGAGCACCAUGGCAAUGUGGAUACAGGCCCAGCAGCUGCAGGGAGAUGCCUUACAUCAGAUGCAGGCGCUGUAUGGCCAGCACUUUCCCAUUGAAGUGCGCCACUACUUGGCCCAGUGGAUUGAGGGGCAACUCUGGGAUUCAGUGGAGUUGGACAACCCAGCAGAGGAAACUAAAGCCAAGCGCCUUUUGGACAACUUGGUGGCAGAGCUCCAGAGGAAAGCACAGCUUCAGGGAGGAGAGGAUGGCUUUCUCCUCAAGAUCAAGCUGGGACACUAUGCAAACCAACUGAAGAGCACAUAUGACCGCUGUCCUUUGGAGCUUGUGCGCUGCAUCAAGCACAUCUUGCACUCCGAGCAGCGACUGGUUCAAGAAGCUUCAAAUGCAAGUUGUGUGAGUGGGGGGCAGGUCAUGGACAGCCUCUCCCAACGGCAUCAGCAAAUCAACCAGGCCUUCGAGGAGCUCCGAUCAGCCACACAGGAGACUGAGAAUGAACUGCGGAAGCUUCAGCACAGCCAGGAGUACUUCAUCAUCCAGUACCAGGAAAACCUGCGUCUCCAGGCCCAGUUGAGCAGUCUGAGCUCCCUACCUCCAACGGAGCGCACCCAACGGGAAACCACCCUACAGAGCAAGAGGGCUACCGUGGAGGCGUGGCUGGCCAGAGAAGCAAGCACUCUACAGAAAUACAGGCUUGACCUGUCAGAACAACACCAGAAAACCCUGGCUGUACUCAGGAAACAACAGACUUUGAUUCUGGAUGAGGAGCUUAUCCAGUGGAAGAGGAGGCAGCAGCUAGCAGGCAAUGGGGGUCCUCAUGAAGGAGGACUAGAUAUCCUCCAGUCCUGGUGUGAGAAGCUGGCAGACCUGAUCUGGACAAACAGGCAACAGAUCCGACGCUGUGAACAUCUUACUCAACAGCUUCCUCUACCAGGCCCCAUGGAAGAUCUCCUUAGCAAACUCAAUUCAGACAUUACUGAUAUUAUCUCUGCCUUAGUCACUAGCACCUUCAUCAUUGAAAAGCAACCGCCUCAGGUGUUAAGGACCCAGACCAAGUUUGCGGCCACAGUGCGCCUUCUGGUGGGUGGGAAACUCAACGUCCACAUGAAUCCACCUCAAGUCAAGGCCGUCAUUGUCAGUGAGCAACAGGCCAAAGCUCUACUCAAGAAUGAGAGCACACACAGUGAAAGUAGUGGUGAAAUCCUUAACAACAACUGUGUCAUGGAGUAUCACCAGGCCACAGGCACCCUCAGUGCACACUUCAGAAACAUGUCUCUAAAGCGGAUCAAGCGGUCGGACCGACGAGGUGCAGAGUCUGUGACGGAGGAAAAGUUCACUGUUCUGUUUGAAUCACAGUUCAGCAUUGGUGGCAAUGAACUGGUCUUCCAUGUCAAAACUUUAUCACUACCUGUAGUAGUGAUAGUUCAUGGUAGUCAGGACAACAAUGCCACAGCAACAGUACUUUGGGACAACGCAUUUGCUGAACCAGGCAGGGUUCCAUUCAUCGUGCCAGAUAAGGUUCUAUGGACUCAGCUUUGUGAGGCCCUUGAUAUGAAGUACAAAGCAGAGAUGCACAGUGAGCGUGGACUGUCGGAGGAUAACCUGGUCUUCUUGGCGCAGAAAGCAUUCACAAGUACCAGUAAUAACCCAGAGGAGUACCGCAACAUGACAAUAUCCUGGGCCCAGUUCAACAGGGAGAGCUUACCUGGACGCAACUUCACUUUCUGGCAGUGGUUUGAUGGUGUUAUGGAACUCAUGAAGAAACACCUCAAGCCUCACUGGAAUGAUGGGGCCAUCCUGGGUUUUGUAAACAAGCAGCAGGCACAGGACAUGCUUAUGUCCAAACCUAACGGCACAUUCCUGCUACGAUUCAGUGACUCUGAGAUUGGCGGUAUCACCAUUGCCUGGGUGGCUGAGAACCCCAACAAAGCAGCUAAUCCUGAAGAUGACCCCAAUAAAAGAUUGCACAAGUACAUAUGUGAAAGGCUUGUAUGGAAUCUGUUGCCUUAUACAACCAAGGAUUUCUCCAUUCGCUCCUUAGCUGACCGCAUCAGCGACCUGAACCAUCUCCUGUUUCUCUUUCCUGACCGGCCCAAAGAUGAGGUCUUUGCCAAGUACUACACACCUCCACUAUCAAAAGCUGUGGAUGGCUACGUAAAACCACAGAUCAAACAAGUUGUGCCAGAAUUCACCACCCCAAACCCUGAACCAAGCGGAACAACAUCCACGUUCAUGGACCAGACAACUUCUCCCUCUGUUGUCCACGCCAACAACUUUGCUGCCUACCCCUCGAUGGGUGACACCAUGUUGGAUGCAGAGGCAGACUUUGACCUGGAGGACACCAUGGAUGUGGCUCGGCAUGUGGAGGAGCUGCUCUGUCGGCCCAUGGCCAACCAGUGGAGCAGUCAGCAGUCCUGAAUGGGACACAUCCCAUCACCCAUGUGACCGUGUCACCACAGAACCGCAGAAGCGGCUUCAUAUACGGGGCUUUAUUACAAAACGGUCAGGUAUUGAAUUUACUUUUGUUUGUCUUAGUUUGUUUGUUGGGAGGUAAAGUCUGUUAGAGCUAUUCAACAGGAGCCAACAUUUUCCCAAAAGUCUGUUGUUUUUUAGAUUUAAAUCCGACUCAUACAGAAGUACAGAAUUAUCAGUGCCUACAUUAACUUCAGUAUUAAGGUAAAUAUAUACAAAAGCUUUUCCACCUUUGUCUUCAUAUUCUAAUGUACUGAUGUUUUACUAUGUUAUAAGGAGACUCUUCUACAACUGUACAGGCCAUUUGUUCAACUAUAUGACGUGUAUAUAACACAGAAAUGAUAUCAAAAGCUCCCUUUUUGGUAUUUUAAACUGCAAUUAGAUUGAUAAUUUCAUAAUGUACGUUUGUCUAAAUUGAUCCUUCAGCAAUGAGGUGUGUGUAUAUAGACAUAUAGUCAUGAGAAUAGCAUCUCUUUCAUUGCCAAGGCAAUCAUGUAUGGCCCUCUGUAGUGGUCAGUAGUUUUAGGGAACUAGUCUGGAAGCCUCGUGCUAAAGCAGGACUGUAAUGUCUGUUUUUCACCACACAUCACUGGUGCUAUAGAGGUUGAUAUUUUUAUAGCACAGGCAAGAAAGCUGUAGCACACUGGCAGAUGAUACAGUAUCCAUGCAUGAAAUGCACACCUAAUACAAUAUAGGAACAAAACUCUAUAAGAAUGAACUUGAUAAACUAUGUUAAUCAGAGAUUACGGUAGAGCUUCUAUUUUGAAGGUCAUAGUGUCCCAUUGAUUACCGAUCUUCAGGACAAAUUUGGCAACUGGCGGCCCGUCCUGGAAAAAACAACUCACAGCUAUUGUUAUGUGUACUGUCCAGGUAAAGAAUAUAAAGAUGACAGUACUUGCUGCGGCUGUCGCCAUAAAUCAGUAGUGAAAGUCUUCUGUCCACCCACGAGUACGUGACAAUAUGCUAACAGUGUUGCCAACCUAUGGUAAUUUAGCAUUCUAGCGACUUUUUUUUUGUGUUAUUGGAGGCUUUUGAAGAUUGAUGUAAAAGCACUUAUCAUUCUUAAGACUGGAUUAUGCUCCUGCGUAGUCGCUAUCUUUUUAUAGCUCUUUGUCAGGGUUGAGCGUGUGCCGUGCUACUCUGUGCCAAAACUCUCCAGUUAAAAUCAUGGCAAAACCUCACAAAACACAUGUGACUUUCGGUACAAUCUUACCACUGUCUCAUGACUUUUGGCACGAAACACGCGGAUGCACACACAAACGCUUCUGAUUCACUCUGCGGUAAAGUUCUGAAUAUCAAUAACUCCCAGGCAAAGGAUACCUUCCGACAGUGCUAACAAAGACAACGAGAUACAGAUCAAAUGAGCAGUCCUCUGCAGUAUGACCUACAUUUAUCUCUAUGAGCAGCCAGGACCUUCUACAAAUGUCUCAUCUGAGUAAAACAUGUUUUGUGUGUUUGAGGUUUUGGCAUGAUUUUGACUCCAUACGAAACGCUACUGUUUCAAAUUAGUGAGCGACCAUAACUCUCGUUGACCUCUCCGCAUGUUGCUUUUCUUUGCCGCGAGCGAAAAAUUAAAGUGAGGAGUGUAUUACUGGGCCGGAACAGUCACUUUUCUUGCAAACGUUGGUCAGAAAUCGGAGGAGAAGGCGAGCCAUUUUCACACAGGAAAUGGCAAAUUUUGGUAAUCAGUCAAUGAUAUCAUUUAGUAACUUGUAGCAACUUUUAGGACAGCCAAUAGGAGGAGUUGGAAACACUGUAUGCUAAAAUACAGUACAGCCAUAAAGCAACCUACAAUAGGUGCCUUGGUUACACACCACUUAGUACACGGGGAAAGUUUGUGUAAAUGUACGUGUUUGUGAACUUGCGCACAUAGAGUCAUUGUUUGCGACAAGCAAGUGAGUGUGGACGAAUGAACAAAAGGGCAAUAAAAGUAAAGUUUCACGAGUGGUCACGCUCAGACGUCGACUGAAGUGAGAAAUGAUAAUGAUGGAAAAAUGUUAAGACCAGUUAAAAAAAUUACAAGAAUUUACAUUUUGCACUGUUGGAUCUUCAAAGGUUGGAGGUUCAAAGUAGAGCUUCAACAUACCAAAAGAAGAAAUGGGAGUAAGACAAAAAAAAAUGUACAGCAAUUUAUUGCAAACAAGCAUUAAAGUGAAAUAGAUGAUCAAAAGACCGUAGCUUAAAAAAAACAAACAAUGCAAUUGCAAUUGUUCAAUUGGUUUUAAAAUUUUGAUCAGGAGUGUGCCCCAUAUUAACUGACAUUGUGGCCUGCGGUGCAAAUUAUUUUCAGACAUUUGCCUUAUUGAGGUGUCGAAAUCUAGCAUUUGUUGGCUAACAUCAGCUCUGCAACAUACUCAAACACAAGCGGGCUCGCUGUCGCCCUUGUGCAGUCAUUUUUUUUAAUAGCAUUUGCAACAUGUAUGUUGCACUGUACAGCCCUGUAAGUCUAACAUUGUUGCUAACAUUAACAUUCACAGCUGUAGUUGCAGUGCAGGUACAAACUUAAACUAAAAUGAUCCAAAAAUAUUAUAACGCUGGAAAGUUGUUAGUGUUUAUGUCUACAUUCAUUGGCUUCUGACCUUUUUCCUUGCUUGCUGUGUUUAACCACAGUGGCUUACACCUCACUAGGGGGAGACAAAGAACAAAAAAAAAAAACCCUGACAAAAUCACCGUAGUACAUUACAAUUGCUGUAAUAACUUUUAAAAUAAUUAUUAUUGUUAUAUUACAUGUCAUAGUAAUAAUGACAGUACAAUAUACUUUUUAUUUUCUGUAUUUAAUACUGACAUAUUCAUUAAUGUCAUCACCUUUUGUUACCAGUCAGAUGGGAGAAAUCCAAAGUUACUAUGUGGUGUACAAAGUGCUUAGAACUUAUUGGCCUGUGGCAUAUUCGAAGAAUGCAAUUGAAGACUUUAAUCCCACAUCAGAACAUUGCAAAGAAAGUUUACAGCCACAAUGAACAGAACAGGGUGAUGAAAAAAAGCAUCGCAUGCAUGUGUUGACCUGCAGUGCUUGCUUAAACAAAUGGACGAGACCAGUGGUCCCCAACCACAGAGAUGCGGAGAACUUUCAGGCGCAAUGAUUUUUUUUAAAUACACUUAAAAAAAUUACAUUUGUAAAUGAACUACCAUCAAAUUUUAUGCAGAUGCAUAUACAUUUUGGAAAUAUGCUCCAUUAUUUUAUUCAAAAAAUAAUAAACAGUUAGAAAUCCCACAGUUUUUGCAUGUACAGUAGUGUGAAAAAGUGUUUGCCCCCUCCUAAGUCCUUUUUUGACAACACAACUGAACACAAAAGGCAGUUUUUUUUUUUUUUUUUUUUUUUUUUAUUAUUAUUAAGGGAGAAAAAUACAAAUCUACAUGGCCCUGUGUGGAAAAAGUGAUUGCUCUCCCUCAGAAAUAAAGUAAUUGAAAUCUGUCAGUCUGGAAAAGGUUAUAAAACCAUUUCUAAACCUCUGGGACUCCAGCGAACCACAGGGAGAGCCAUUAUCCACAAAUGGAGAAAACAUGGAGCAGUGGUGAACAUUCCCAGGAGUGGCCGGCCAACCAAAAUGACUCCUAGAGCACAGCAACGACUCAUCAAGGAGGUCACAAAAGACCCCACAAUAAAAUCCAAAGAACUGCAGGCCUCACUUGCCUCAGUUAAGGUCAGUGUUCAUGACUCCAACGUAAGAAAGACACUGGGCAAAAACGUGUUCCAAGAUGAAAACCACUGUUGAACAAAAAGAACAUUAAGGCUCGGGUCAGUUUUGCUGCUUCAGGACAUGGAAGACUUGCUGUGAUAAAUGAAACCAUGAACUCUGCUGUCUACCAAAAAAUCCUGAAGGAGAAUGUCCGGCCAUCUGUUCGUGGCCUCAAGCUGAAACCAACUUGGGUUCUGCAGCAGGACAAUGAUCCAAAACACACCAGCAAGUCCACCUCUGAAUGGCUGAAGAAAAACAAAAUGAAGACUUUGGAGUGGCCUAGUCAAAGUCCUGACCUGAAUCCUAUUGAGAUGCUGUGGCAUGACCUUAAAAAGGCGCUACAUGCUGAAAAACCCUCCAAUGUGGCUGAAUUACAACAAUUCUGCAAAGAUGAGUGGGCCAAAAUUCCUCCACAGCGCUGUAAGAGACUCAUUGCAAGUUAUCACAAACGCUUGAUUGCAGUUGUUGCUGCUAAGGGUGGCCCAACCAGUUAUUAGUUUUAGGUGGCAAUCACUUUUUCACACAGGACCAUGUAGGUUUAGAUUUUAUUUCACCCUUAAUAACAAAGUUUCAUUUAAAAACUGCAUUUUGUGUUCAGUUGUGUUAUCAUUGACUAAUUUAAAUUUGCUUGAUGAUCUGAAACAUUUAAGUGUGACAAACAUGCAAAAAAAGAAGAAAUCAGGAAGGGGGGGGGGGCAAACACUUUUUCUCACCACUGUAUUUGGUCCCGAGUGCUGGUACUAUGUCGGAAUGCAUAAAAGUAAGUGUUGAUGACGUGUUUGCGUGCUAAUAUGCACACAAUUUGCCCACUUACAAAAGACAUGAACAAUAUAGAAUUUUUAAUCGUAGGUUUCAUUCAGUGAAAGAGACAGCAUGUCUAUUAUUUCCCCCACUGUAUAUACUGUAAUUCCUCCAUCAGUGUUUUUCUGUAUUAACUGUGGUCUUCAACUGUGGAGAUCAAGUUGCAGGGCUUGCAGACCACUGUAUAAUGAAUUCUAACGCUCUUGCUCGACUGUCCUUACUUUGCUGCCUUAUGUGUCUAAGUGUCUUAUUUACAAAAAUGACAGUUAUUAUUCCCAUUUGGGAAUUACAGCCAUUUUACGCUGAGGACCUCAAUUUUGAACCAUGACCACACAUGAUGCGGUAUGCUUUGGAGUCGCAUUACGUCAUUCAGUUAUACACCCUGGACUGGCCGCCAGUCAACCACAGGGCACAUGCUGUCUAACGUCACAUGGUGCCUGACUCAGUGGCAUAAACAGAAAUCUUGCAUGACGUCCCCACCGUGUCGUCUUGUUUACGGUGGUUGGAAUGUGGCCUUAAAUGUGAAUACUUGUACACUUUUUUAGUAUUUUUUUAUUUUGAAGACUAAUUGUGCACGUGGAAUUCACACAGUACAUAUUGUCAAAAUGAAAACUAGAUGGCUUUAUGGGAAAAUGCUAAUGCUUCAUAACGGCAUUUUUUUAAGUGAGCAAUUGUUCCAGCAAAAUAACUGGGAGCAUACUGUGCAUUGUUGUUUGUUUGAUUUUGAA